This is a messenger RNA of Closterium sp. Naga37s-1, 10739 nucleotides long. The record is from the annotation of a GenBank genome assembly. NCBI's taxonomy places the organism in Eukaryota, Viridiplantae, Streptophyta, Zygnematophyceae, Desmidiales, Closteriaceae.
AUGGAAGGUGUUAAUCCCAUGGAAGGGGGUUCUGACUUUAAACUCUAUAGCGGGGAUGACUCUCUGAAUCAGUCUCAGCCCGGCAAUAACAUCUUCGAGGAUGACGCUGUUUUCAUGGUCAACAUGUUUCUGGGAGGAGGAGGCGGUAUGGAUGGAGAGACUGGAGCGGGUGCUGAGGCUGCUGGUUUGGAUGCUGGGAUGUUUGGUUUGGCCGAGCCUCUCCUUCCAGGGUUUUCAGGGUUGGAACCAAUGGAAGGGGUCACGUUCAGGUUGGACGGGCAGGGGGUUAUGGAUCCAGGAACGAACCAGGUUCCUUCGUUUGACUCUCAUGGUAGUGGCCAACUACAGUUUUCAGCAUUUGAUGAGAAACCGAUACAUUCUAUAACGGGAGCCGGCGAGACAUGGGAACAGAAUGUAGGUUUAAGGGGUCACGUGGAACGGAGGGAAGGUGGAAGGGAUGCGAUGGAGGAGACACGGCAGCAUUAUGGGCAGCAGGAGCGAGAGCAAGAAGAACGGGAGCAACAAAGGAAGCUGGAACAGGAGAGGGAGUUGGAGAAGCAGAGGGAGUUGGAGAAGCAGAGGGAGUUGGAGAAACAGAAGCAGCAGAGGAAGUUGGAGCAGCAGAGGGAGCUGGAGAAACAGAGGCAACUGGAGCGUGAGAAACAGGAGAAGCAGAGGAAGUUGGAUGAGCAGAGGGAGCUUGAGAAACAGAGGCAGCGGGAGUUAGAGAAACAGUGGCUGGAGAAACAGGAGCAGCAGAGGGAGCUAGAGAGACAAAGGCUGAAGGAUUUGGAGACACAGCGGCAAUUGGAACUGGAGAAAAGGGAGCUGCAGAGGAAGCUGGAGCAGCAGAGGGAGCUGGAGCGGCAGAGGGUAUUGGUGGAAGAGAGGCAGAAGGAGUUGGAGAAACAGAUGCAGUUGGAGUUGGAGAAACAGAGGCAGUUGGAGUUGGAGAAACAGGAGCAGCAAAGGAAGCUGGAGCAGCAGAGGGAGAUGGAGCAGCAGAGGGUGUUGGAGGAACAGCGGCAGAGGGAGUUGGAGAAACAGCGGCAGAGGGAGUUGGAGAAACAAGAGCAGCAGAGGAAGCUGGAGCAGCAAAGGGUGUUGGAGGAACAGAGGCAAAGGGAGUUGGAGAAACAGCGGCAAUUGGAGAUUGAGAAACAAGAGCAGCAGGGGAAACUGGAGCAGCAGCGAGUGUUGGAGGAACAGAGGCGAAGGGAGUUGGAAAAACAGGAGCAGGAGAGGAAGCUGGAGCAGCAGAAGGAGCUGGAGAAGCGGAGGCAGAGGGAGUUAGAGAAACAACGGCAAAUGGAGCUGGAGAAACAGGAACAGAUGAGAAAGCUGGAGCAGCAGAGGGAGCUAGAGAAACAGAGGCAGAGGGAGUUGGAGAGACAGCAGCAACUGGAGAUGGAGAAACAGGAGCAAGAGAGGAAGCUGGAGCAGCAAAUGCAGUUGGAGAAACAGAGGCUGCGGGAGUUGGAGCAGCAGAGGGAGCUAGAGAAACAAAGGCAGAGGGAGUUGGAGAGACAGCAGCGAUUGGAGCUGGAGAUACAGGAGCAGGAGAGGAAGCUGGAGCAGCAAAAGCAGUUGGAGGAACAGAGGCAGAGGGAGAUGGAGCAAGAGAGAGAGCUAGAGAAACAAAGGCAGAAGGAGUUGGAGAAACAGCAGCAUUUGGAACUGGAAAAACAGGAACAGCAGCGAAAGCAGGAGCAACAGAGGGAGCUUGAGAAACAGGAGGAGCAGAGGGAUUCAGAAAAUCAAAGUAAAGAGGUGGUUGAGGUGAGAGCGGAAGAGGGGUUUGAUAAAGCGGUGAGAAAAGAGAAAGCUACUGACUUGGGAAGGGAGGAGUAUGGUGGGGAUGAGGAGGAGUGGCCUGGCGAGAGCAGUGAGCAUGGGGAGGGUAAGGCGAAGAUGAAGCUUCUGACUGCUCUUGACAAGGAACAACCGGUGCCACUGUCUCGGCAGGAAGAAACGGAGGAAGCAAACGCGAAGGGAGCUGGGAAGGGGUUUACGGAUGAGGAGAAGAAGGUUGGGGUUACGUCUGACACACUGCAACGUGCAGAGGAGGAGGAACAGGUGGAAGAGGAGGAGGAAGAGGGGGAGGAUGAUAUAGAGGACUGGGUGUGUGGAACGGAAAAUAGGUAUCGGGGAUUGAGUGCAGAUGAGAAGAAGUGGGAGCAGCAGCAGGGGAGGGGUGGCGAGAGUGGGGCAAGGAGGGGCAAGAGAGAGGCGGUGCGGGGCGAGGAAGGAGAGGGGAGGAGGAAGAAGCCUAAGAGAAGAAAGCCGGCGGAUUGGUUGCCAACGCAGAUAGUGACAGGUGGGGAGCAGGAGGGGGGAAAGGUAGAUGAGGGUGGUAGUGACGCCCGUCAGCCUAGCAACGUGGAACUGGGAGAACCGUCUCUUGGUGGGGUGCGUGGAGCACACCAGGUGGAAGAGCGUCCAGAAGCUGCCAUUGAAGCCGCCCUGAGGGAUGAAGGACACGAGAUGCACAAGCAGGCAGAAGAGGUUGGGGAGAAUGCUGCUGGGGCGUUCAAGGAGUCAGUUGCUGAGGAGCACAAGGAGAGGCAGGUGGGAGGGUUUUCAGAUUCUGCUUUUGCGGCUCCUCGGAAGGAGCAGGGGGACGCGGUAGAGGAGUGUGCCGCUGAGAAGCACGAAGAAUCACUUGCUGAGGAGCAUAAGGAGGGGCGGAUGGAAGCAGCAGAGGUGUGUGAUUUGGAUGCGAUCCAAACUUGUAAGGUGAGGGAAGAAGCAGAGGUGACGGUGGAAGAGCAACCAGGGGAAGAGGAGAAGGGACGAGGAGAGAAGGAGGUGGAGGGGAAGGCGGAGUUGGAUGCGUCUGGGGAAGAGAAGAACGCUUUUCCUCUAAUGCUGCAGCAGGAGGAGGGGCAGCAGGAGCAGGAAGAGCAGGAGGAGCAGGAGGAGCAGGAGGAACAACAACAGCAGCAACAGCGGGAGGAGAAUAAGGAGGAGAAACUGCAGCAGAAGCAGGAACAGGAGCGAGAGCAGGAGGAACAUCAACAGCAGCCAGUAAUGGCGAAGCAGCAGCCACAGCACGAGCAGCAGCAGCAGCAGCAACAGCAGCAGGGACAGGGUCAAGAGGAACAGCAGCAGCAGCAGCAGCAGCAGCAGCAGCAGCAGCAGCAGCAGCAGCAGCAGCAGCAGCAGCAGCAGCAGCAGCAGCAGCACCAGCAGCAGGAGCACCAGGAGAGCGAGAAAUGUGGGGAGGCAAAGGAGCGAGAGCAGGUGAGGCAAGACAAAGAGCAGGAGCAGAGGACACAAAAAGUCGGGGAGGAGGGGGAGAUGGAAAUUCAUGGCACACCUGCUGCUGCUGCUGCUGCUGCUGCACAGGCAGUCGGUGCUUCUGCAGCACAGUGUGCAUUAGCAGUGGACAAGAAGCGGAAGCACAGUGAAGCGUUUGUGGCGGCUGAUGAAGAAGCUGCUGCUGUUGACAAGUCCUGUGUUGCUCCUCAACUGUCUGCUGCUGUUUAUCCAUGUGCUCCCCCUGAAGCCUCUGCUGCCCCUGAAGCCUCUGCUGCCCCUGAAGCCUCUGCUGCCCCUGAAGCCUCUGCUGCCCCUGAAGCCUCUGCUGCCCCUGAGCCAUCUGCUGCCCCUGAGCCAUCUGCUGUUCUUGAGAUGCCAUGUGGUGCCGGUGAUCCAUCUGUUGUUCGUGAUGCAUCUUCUCCUUUCGAACCAUCUGCUGCCCCUGAGGCAUCUGCUCCUGAGCCAUGGGCUGAGGACGAGGGAACUGAGGGAAGGGAGAAGGAGAGUGAAAGGGAGGUUGGAGGGAUGGAGAUGAAAGAAUCUGCAGCAGCAGCAGAAGCACAAGCUCCCCCAGUAGCGGUGAGCACAGUCAAGCCGCCCUCAGCACAGCCUUCACCAGUACUACCUCCCCCUCUGGACGGACCUGCCGGUUUGUCUCUUGUGCUGGCCCUGUCUGCUCUGGAUGUGGUUCUGGGGAAGGGGCGUUCGGGGGGGGCGAGAGAACAGGCGGAGAAAGCCGGGAGGGGCAUUCAGAAGGAAGGGAUUGAAGACGAGGAGGAGGGGGGUGAGGCAGAAAAGGAGGCAGAAAAGGCAGAGGAGGAGGCUGUUAGUGACGUGGCUGAAAGGGGUGGGAUGGCCACUGCUAAACUGCCAGGAAACCACAUGGCUGACGCUGAAAUGGCUGUUGGAGUUGCAGCGUCUGUGGAUUCUGCAAGGGAUACUGCGGACGAGACCGAGGAAGGAGGGAAAGGCAGCGGUGGUGAGGAGCGAGGGAAGGAGGAAGGGGAUGUGGAAGCAGUUGUGGUUAGGGAUGGGAGUGAGGGGUGUGUUGAGGGGGGUGGCGAGGAGGAGGGUCCUAAGGAUGCAGCAGGGUUGGAAGAGGUUCAAGAGGAGGGGGUGAAAGAGGAGGGGGUGGAAGAGGUGCCAGAGGAAGGGGUGGAAGAGAAAAAGGCGAAAGAUGAGGAGGUGAAAGAGAAGGAGGUGGAGGAGGAGGAGGAGGUGGAGGAGGAGAAAAAGGAGGGAGAUAAGGCAGGAGUGGACGAAGGGAGAGUUGUCAGUGAGGGCAUGGCUGGGGAGAGACUGGGUAGUGCAAAGGUGAAUUGUGAGGUGGAUAGUGAGGUGGAUAGUGAGGUGGAUAGGACGGUGGAUAUGACGGUGGAUAGUGAGGUGGAUAUGACGGUGGGCGGACAGGUGGGUGGAGAUGCGGUAGAGGAAGAGGCAGGUUUAGAGGAGACUGGUGAGGAAGCGGAUGUUGUGGGAGUGGGAGCAGACGGAGUGGGAGCAGGGGUGGAGGAGGAGGUUGGGUUGCAAGAUGCAAGAAGAGAGGCAGUGGAAGUGGCAGGACUGGGAGAGGAAGGAACGGCACAAGGGGCAGGUGAGGAAGCAGAUGUGGUGGAAGUAAAGACAGAGGGGCCAGAAUCUGGGGUGCAGGAACGUGGGCUGUGGGAAUCGAGAAGAGAAGCAGAACCAUCAGGAGAGCCAUCAGCAGGUUCAGGUGAAGAAGAAGCAGCGGGAGGGACAGGCGAAGGGGAAGCAGUGGGAGGGGCGGGUGAAGGAGACGCAGCGGAAGGGGCAAGUGAAAGAGAUGCAGCAGGAGAGGCAGAUGAGGAAGCCGACGUGGUGGAGGUGCGUUUGGAUCGAAGAGAGGCUAGAGAGGCGCAAGGUGGGGAGGUGGCCUUGACUGAAGCAGUGAUAGAGGAACAAGGGGAGGAAUCGGGAGAGGCAGAGGUGCAGGAAGUGGGGCUGGAGUGUACAGAGGCAAUGAGAGGAGCAGCUGAGUCGAGCGAAGAGAGAGGCGGGGAUGCUGAUGUGGUGGAAGAGAGAGGCGGGGAUGCUGAUGUGGUGGAAGAGAGAGGCGGGGAUGCUGAUGUGGUGGAAGUGCGUGAAGAGACUGAGAGAGAUGAGGGGAUGGAAUCACAAGAAGCAGAUGGGCAGAAGGUGGAAGCAGAGUCAACAGAAGCAGAAGCUGCAGCAGCAGCAGGAGAGGCAAUAGCAGAGGCAGCAGAAAGGGCAGAAAGAGCAGGCGAUGGGGGUGGGGCAGUAGCAGAGAGAGUGGGGAAGAGGAGGAUAAUUCGGCCCUUGAUGAGGCGAGUACAGUCGGUCACAGACGCUGCUGCUACAGCAGUGCAGGCAGGGCCUAAGGGUGUGGCUGCUGCUGCUAGGGAUAUGCACAUGGCCCCACAGGCUGUGGGUGCUGCUGAAUCUCAAUUUGAUGGGGGUGAUGGUUCUUUGGAUCGUGGUGCUCGUGAUUUGUCCAGUGAUGGUGGGCACAUGGCAAGAGAUUCUUCUCCUCCUCGUCAUGGUCAUAAAUCGCAUGCUUCGACCGAUGAUAUGGAUGGUGAUGGUGACGGUGGUGCUGGUGAGGAUAGGCGUGAUGCUUCAGCGGCUGCUGCAUCCUGCCAUGCUCCAGCUGAUUCCGGUUCAACAGAAACGCAUGGUGUUGGUGGUGGUGUUGGUAGUGAAGCAGCUACUGAGACCGAUACCCCAGUAGCUCUGUCUCCUUCAACAUCCCUCUCCCCCCCUCCUUCCCCAACGCCAUCAACAUCACCACCGCUGACGGCGAGGAAUCGGCCAAAGGAGUUUCGGAAGGCGGUGGAGGAAGCGGUGUUGGAGAGUGAAGGGAUGGUGGGGUAUGAGGAGAUGGAGGGAGGCGGGGGAGGGGAAGGAGAAGAGGGAGGGGGAGAGGAAGGAGGUGGAGGAGUGAUGGGGGAUGGUGAGGAGGAGGGGUGGGACGGGCAGGAAGGGAAUAAGCUUGGCACAAGUGCGGCCGCUGCCACCACUGCUGGUGAUGGUGGUGGUGGUGCUGCUGCUGCUCCUGGUUUUCGGAAAGGAGGUGGGCGGUUGGGUGGGCUUUUGGGGGCAACGAAGGGAGGGGCAACAGCAGCGAAACUAGCAGGUUCAGCAGGAGGAGCGGGAGAGGGCAUGAUGUGUGUGGGAUGCCGGAUCAUGCCCGGUGUGAUUGGUCGCCCCACUCGCACACUGGAUGAUCUCUUUUCGCCAGGAGGGGUUGGCGGAGGGAAAGGGAGAAAGAAGGGGGAGGGCAGCGGAGGGUACUCUUCUGGGGGGGAGAGUGACUGGGAUGAGGGGGUUGGGAAGAAGCGGAGGAGGGGGAGGGGCGGUAGUGGGGGCAGUAGCAGGAAAAAGCUGGUGGUAGGGAGUGGGCAGGAUGGGGAGGGCUGGGAGGAGGAGUCGAAGGGGGAAGAAAAGGGUGCCACGCUAGAAGAACGAGCAGCAGGCAGCAGCUAUGCCCACAGGCUAGUAGACGAACUACUGGACUCCGUCCCCCUCUGCAUACAGUGCCGCAAGCUGUUCCAGUCGCUGCAGUUCUGCCCUCUCUGCCUUCUCGUGUGGCUGCCCAACGAGAAGGGAGAUUUCGCCCACUGUGAUUGUUGCCAGCUGUGGGUCCAUGCGGAGUGCGACGGGAUCUCUAGGCAGCGGUUGAGUGCGAUUAAGAACGAUGCGGUGUAUCUGUGCCCGAAUUGCCGGCAGACCAAGGCUGUGGAGGAGCGGGAGAAGAGGGAGAGGAGGGAGAGGAGGGGGAGGGAGAAGGAGGAGAGGCAACAGAGGGAGGAGAGGGAGAGGAAGGAGCGGGAUGAGAGGGAGAAGAGGGCUAAGGAGGCUGCUCAGGCUGCUGCUUCUGCCGCUGCUGCUUGGUUGAAGGAGGAGGGGAGAGAUGCAGAGAGGGAGACAGCGGGACGGUCUGGGAUGGAGGUGAUUACAGGGAUGGGGAGGGGGUUCAGCCUGGGUGGUGCGCGCUUGCGGAUCGACGAGGUGAAACGGGAGGGCCUGCAUGUUUGUCGCCUCGACAGGGAUGGGAGUGGGGAUCGUGAUCGGGAUGGGGAUGGGGAUGGGGAUGGGGAUGGGGAUGGGGAUGGGGAUGGGGAUGGGGAUGAGGAGGAUCAGGAUUGGGAUGAGGGUGAGGGAGGGGGUAGGGUUGGGUCGGAUGAUGGUGGUAGGCAGGGGCGGAAAGGAGGAGGUGGUAGAGGUAGAGUGAAGGAAGAAUGGGAUGAAGAGGCAGUGGAGAUGAAGGGAGACGCGGAUGGGAAUGGAUACUUGGCCACUAAGGACGCUUCUCACAGAGCUGAUUCCCCACAGUCUGAUUCACCUGAGGAUUCACCUGAAGAUUCACCUGAAGAUUCACCUGAAGAUUCACCUCACACUCCAUCAUCCUCCCCUGAGGCAGAAGCGGAAGGGGACAACAAGAUAGCAGCGGCGCCACCCAUACCUGUUUGCCACCCACCAGUGCCCGUCACGUGUGCUUCGUACAAGGGCGUAUAUCUCCCUUCGCUUCACCUCGUGCACUGCUGCUGCCGCUCCUGCCGCCCCAAGGCCAUGGGGGGCAGCAGCAAGAGCAGCGCCGCUAGCACUGCUGCUGCUGCUGCUGCGGCUGGUGGGGGGGAGGUUGAGAGUGGGAGAGCAGGGGGAGCAGGGGGAGUGUUGAUGGCGCUGAGUGAGUUUGAGAAGCAUGCGCAGUGUCGCUCCAAGAAGUGGAAAUCAUCUGUGCUGCUGCAGGGCGCUGAGAAGAAGACAACCCUCUUUGCCUGGCUCCAGGCGUCCCACGAGGCGGGAGUCAGAGGCCUCUUGUUCUACGAGGACCCUCCACCCCGCAGCCGCCCGGGCAACCGGCAGCAGGGAAUCAUAUCCACACUGCGCAGUGCGGGCGGCAGCAGCGCAGUCGCAGCAGGAAUCGGAGGAGUGGGAGUGGGUGCAAUGAGAGGCAGAGCCGGUGCAAAGGGGUCCUUGGAUCCCAGGGGAGGUGUGGCAUGGCUGGAAAAGGCUUUAAGUGAGCCAUACGAGGGGGUAGAAUACAAGUGGACGUCGGAGCGGUGUGCUGUGUGCAACAGCGAUGAAGACUCAGAUGCUAGUCGCAUGCUCGUGUGUGUCAAGUGUGAGAUGGGUGUGCAUGAGGAGUGCUACGGGAUCGAGGCCCCGCCUGGGUCGCCAGGUAAAGGAGCUGGUGUUGGUGCCGGUGCUGACGCUGACGCUGAUGCUGGUGCUGCUGCUGCAGGGAAACCCUCGGUUUUCUCCGCUGCGUUUGGCAUGUCAUGGCUCUGCCGCUGCUGCGACCAUUCCACCAACCCUACCACCGGUACCUGCAAUCCCAGCAACACCAGCAAUCACAUGGAUUCUGGUGCAAAGAUAGAGGCUGACACAGACGCUCUCACAGCAGCGGGUGGCAAAGGCAAACGCAAGGGCAAGGCCAAGGGGAAAAGCUCUGAUACCAUGGCGCUAGUGGCUUCGGGUAGCACAGGAGUGGGAGGGGGAGCCGUUGCAGGGCUGGGCAGAGGAAGAGGCGGGGGCACAGGAGCAACCAGAGCAGGGGAGGAAAAGCAGGAGGAGGAAGAGGAGGAGGAUGAGAUUCGGAGGGAGUGCUGUCUGUGCCCUGUGCGGGGUGGGGCUUUAAAGCCCACGACCAUCAAACUCGCCCUCCCUGGGAGCAGCAGAAGCAAAGGCGAGACGCCCUGGAGAAAAACAGCAGCAGCUGGUGGUUCUGCUGUCGCUGCAGCUGCUGCUGCUGCCGCCGCUGCUGCUGCGGCUGCUGCAGCAGUGGCAGGAGGGAGGGGUGGGCGGGGAGUGGCGUUUGGGGCAGCGGGGCGGGGGGCCGGGUUUGGAGCAGGGGGAGUGGGGCCUGGAGGGGGAGAGGGUGGGGAGGGGGGCGUUGCACGGCAGCGGUGGGCGCAUCUGGUGUGUGGGCUGUGGAUGCCGGGCGUGAGUGUGCUGGGGGAGGGCGAGGGAGAGGUGCUGGACGGCAUUCAGCUCGUGGAUCCAGAGCGGUUCAAGCUGGCGUGCUGCAUCUGCCGCCAGCCGUACGGCGCGUGCAUUCAGUGCGACGGCCCACGCUGUCUGGUGGCAUACCACGUGGUGUGUGCGAUGAAGGCGGGGUGGAUCAUGGACGUGCUGCCUGAUGACACGGGCCAGCUACUACGAUGCACCUUCUGCCCCAAACACAGGGAUCCGAAUCCCGACCUUUCUGUGAUUGGCCCAGCAGCCCUUGCAGCUGGCAAGCGGUUGACUGAGCGAGGGGGGAGGCUGAGGAAGCGCACUGGCAUCACUGGUUUCCCUGCCAUAGGGGCAGGCACUCUCAAGAGUGACUCUCUCAAACCGGAUGGGGAGAAGGACAGAGAGGGGAAAGAGGGCAGGGAGAGCAGGGAGGGGAGAGAGGGGAGAGAGGGGAGAGAGGGCAGGGAGGGGCGAGGGGAGGGGAAGAGAGGGGGUUUGGAGAAGGGGAAAGGGAGGGGGAGAGAGGGUGAGUUGGAGGGGAAUGAAUGGGGUGAGGAGGAGAGGGGUGAGAAGGUCAAGCGGCGGAAGGGGAGUGGAGGGACGAAGGGGACGGAGGGUGGUGGUAAAGAUGGUGAGAAUGGUGCUGAUUCGAACGCGAGUAGUGAUGUGAUAUUAAUGGGUGAGGAGGAGGGAGGGAGAGAUGAGGAGGAGGUGAGAGCUCAGGAUGGUAGUGGUGAGGUGAGAACGGGGGUGGAGGAUGCAGAAGAAAUGGGAGGGGGCCAGGAUAGUGCAGAGGCAAGUGGGGGGGAGGUUGGAGAAGGGACGAGAAGGGGGCUGGGUGGUGGAGAGGCGAGAAGGGAGGAGCUUGGGGGAACCCUGGGCGAGCUUCAAAGGGGGCGGAAGAGAGGCGGAGGGGAGGGUGAUGAUGGGAACGAUGGUGCUGCUGCUGAUGAUGAUGGUGGUGCUGUCGAAGUAAAGGAGGAACAGGAGAAGGAGGGGGGGCAGGAGGGGGAGGAGGAUGGGGAGGAGGAAGAAGAGGACGAGGGGUCUAAGAGCGAUGUGAUGUUGCUUCCCAGUCCCGAAUCAUCUGAAGGUGAUACUAUUACUCAUGCAGGGGCGGGGAGCAGGAGAGCUAGGCCUGCAGGUGAGCGGGUGGGGACAGCAGCAGCAGGAGGGGGAGGAAGAGGAGGAGGAGGUGGGGAUGAGAUGAAGGGUGUGCUGUCGCGCUGCCAGCUGUACCAAGGGCGGAACAGCCGGAUGCGAUGGCGGCGAGGAGAGGGCAGGGCGGAGGAACGGGCAGAGAGCGUGGGACUCGUGAAAAUAGAUGGCACAGCGGAGGGCGGAGUGGAGGGGAGGAGGGAGGAGGGGAUGGAGAGGAGGGGGGAGGAGGGGGAGGUGGAAGCGAGUGAGCGAGUGCGGAGGGUGUGGGGGCGCGGGCACAAGGAGGUGGUGCCUUAUCUGCUUGGGGGGGUGUGCUGGCACGACAGGGAGACCAUCAUGGAUCUGCGGGUGAGUGCGGUGGUGAAGGGUGCUGUGUG